Acanthosepion pharaonis is the source of this 609-nucleotide messenger RNA. The record is from the annotation of a GenBank genome assembly. Lineage: Eukaryota; Metazoa; Mollusca; Cephalopoda; Sepiida; Sepiidae.
AUGCAUUUAUCGACCAAAGGCGAUAAUAGUCUCUUUUCUUGUAUUCUUGAUUCAGCGACUGAAGCGUUAUGUUCUCAACUGGGAUCACAUUCUCUGCCUUAUAUUUAUAUUCAGGAUUUCUUAAGGCGGAUUUCUUCUUUAGGCGAUGAUCUCCGAGGGGUUCAGGCCGAUUGCGUCUGGACUAUCUUCACAUUCUUGGCAUUUGAGUGGCUGGUCUGCUUCUCUGCCUCUGGGAAUGUGUUGUCUCAGCGUGCGGCCUGGAACAUUAACGUUGGCGUGACUUUCCGUCCACUGGCCUCUCCGAUAAAGCUGCUUUUCUUCUUCUUCUUCACGUGCGUGUCUCCUUUUUGGCGCCUAAUUUUCUCAACUGCUGAUUGGCUGCUUUUGACCAAUCGCGUUAUUUCUUGUAUGUGCUAUCUUACUGGAUUCUUGCUGUUUCAACUGCUCAGAUCUGACCAGAAGUUUGAAUUCUCUGUGAUCGUUACUCUUCUGAUUCUUGAUGUCUGUGCUGUUUGUGUCUAUCCUUAUCUCCUUGAAGUUUCUUUGUUCCUCACACUCUUUUUGUCUCAGUUGUUAAGAUUUAACUCACUGUCCUUGAAGUCUUUGUGA